Molecule: messenger RNA, 1518 nt
Organism: Acanthosepion pharaonis
Lineage: Eukaryota; Metazoa; Mollusca; Cephalopoda; Sepiida; Sepiidae
Source: the annotation of a GenBank genome assembly
AUGGCAGAUGGAUACGAUAUGGUGGGGAGCGCUGCCGAGUAUAUACCAGACCACCUUUAUUUUGCUACCUGCCGGGUGAGACCACGGUCCAGACCUAACACUCACUAUUUUAGUAUUGAUGAUGAACUUGUCUAUGAAAAUUUUUAUAUGGACUUUGGCCCCUUAAAUCUUGGAAUGCUGUACAGAUACUGCUGCAAACUUAACAAAAAACUAAAGUCACAAAAUUUGAGUCGGAAGAAGAUUGUCCAUUACACAAGUUUAGAUGGCCGGAAGAGAGUUAAUGCUGCAUUUCUUAUUGGUUCUUAUGCAAUCAUUUAUUUAAAAAUGACUCCAGAAGAAGCAUAUCGACCAUUAGUUAAUAAUAGUAUGAAUCCUCAAUAUAUACCAUUCAGAGAUGCUUCAUUUGGUUCCAACACAUUCAACCUUUAUCUUCUUGAUUGUCUACAUGCAGUUAGCAAGGCGUUAAUACAUGGAUUUUUCAACUUUGAAACAUUUGAUGUUGAAGAAUAUGAAUAUUAUGAGAAAGUAGAAAAUGGAGAUUUGAACUGGAUUAUCCCAAAUAAAUUUUUGGCAUUUUGUGGCCCUCACCCUAAACAAGCAAGGGAAGAUGGCUAUCCAGUUCACUCCCCAGAGGCUUAUUUCUCAUACUUUCGUGAACACACUGUAACUGCUGUUGUUCGCCUGAAUAAGAAAAUAUAUGAUGCUAAGCGUUUUACCGAUGCCGGUUUUGACCAUUAUGAUUUGUUCUUUGUUGAUGGCAGUGUGCCUACUGACAGCAUUGUUCGUAAAUUUUUGGAAAUUAGUGAGAAAUGUGAAGGUGCACUUGCUAUUCACUGCAAAGCUGGCCUUGGUAGAACUGGCACUUUGAUUGCCUGCUACAUCAUGAAACACUACAAAUUUACAGCUGCUGAAGCCAUUGCCUGGUUGCGGAUCUGUCGACCGGGAUCUGUCAUUGGCCCGCAGCAGAACUUUCUGGUUGAAAAACAAGCCUGGUUAUGGAUGCAAGGAGAGCUUUAUCGUAGUAAGCUAAAAGAUCGUGACCGAAGCUAUGAAAACAACAGCGUAUCCAAGAUCAUGUCUGCAGUUGAUGAUAUGAAAAUUAAUGAUCAUAGAAUCAGCAGCUUGGAAAAUGAUAAACCUUCAUUUGAUUUGUAUGAACGGGAUGAUGAAAAUGGAAAUGAGAAGUAUCCAACCAAAGGUGGGAAACUUAGCACUCAGGGUGAUAAACUGAAUCAAAUCAAAGCCCAGAGGAAACACACAAGAUCUGCCACAACUGGUACCAUUUCUUCCAGUGAAACGAAAAUACAUAAGAGGUCAUCCAGCCAGUCCUUCAAAGCAUUUGGUGUGAAGAGUUCACAAGGUUUUGUUUCUCCAUUAAAGACCUCACGUGUGGCUGCUGUGAAUGCCAAUAAUUUGGCAAAUUCUUCUGUGGCAUCAUCAGGCAGUACAACCAAUAAACGAACAACCCGCUUGUCUGCAGCAUCUUCUCAGAACCACAGUGCCAAAAGGUUGGUCUGA